AUGACCGAGUGGCCGGCACUGCUCCUCGAGAUCAAGGAUUUCGACGCUGGAGUUUCGCUGGCCGAUAUGCUGACAUCAAAUGCCAUCCUGUCGGCAUGCCGUUGGAUCAGCUUGAGACGUCUUGGGGGUAUUAGCGUUACGCUAUGCGGCUAUAAUUCCACAUGGAUCAAUUGGUGGUCAGCAAAGUCCACAUUGGUGAAUGAGCGUUUUGAAUGGAUUGAUGGAGACCCGGGCCAUUCGGUGUAA
Messenger RNA from Saxophila tyrrhenica, 246 nucleotides. RefSeq lists its product as uncharacterized. NCBI's taxonomy places the organism in Eukaryota, Fungi, Ascomycota, Dothideomycetes, Mycosphaerellales, Extremaceae. The coding region runs from base 1 to 246 and encodes 81 amino acids. The transcript has 2 exons. The record is from RefSeq and is a predicted model, not a curated record.